CCAGCCCUCAGUCAGGGUUGGACCAUCGUCGGGGUUGGUUGUACCGUCAUAAUAAAUAAAUAUAUCACACUUACUAGGUAUACAAUGUCUGCACGUAAACAUUACAACAUUCAGGGAAAAAGAACGGCUUUUAUCAUUCUAUCCUACGGAGAUGCGUAUUAUGGUCACAUACACGUGCAUUAAAUUAUAAGCGAAAGGUUGAUAAAACAAACUUUUUUUCUCAUUCAAAAAUUACCUACUCCUCAUAAAUUUCACAAACUCCGUCAGCUCCUCGAGACAUUUGUGUGAGUCAGAAAUUUCAAUUGAUUGUCGCGUUGAUUGGAUACCAAAAAAUAUAUUUAAUGGAAGAUGAUGAAAAAUUUAAUCUCACGCGACUUAUUUUACUCAAUAGCGUCGGAGAUAUGAAGUAACAAAAAAGUGAGAGAGAUGAUUUUUAGCUUUAGAAGUUCCACGGCCGGCGGAGGGCUGCUGCAUUAAAAUGGGGGCCGAGAUGAAGAGCGUAUGAUGUUGCACCGAAGUACCUCGUCGAGGCGACGCCGGGCGUCGCGUAGCGCCGCAAAUUCACCUCAAGGUAACAACCCCUCGGCGGUUUUACCCACGACGAGAGGACGUCGAGCGUCGGUCGCGGUUGAUAGAACAACGGCUACUACCUCCUUAUCGAGUACCGCAAAUCCACAAGAAAGGUCACCGAGGGGUAGCAUGGUUCCGGAUAUUGCCCUGGACGAUGACGUUGUCCGUGGAACCGACGAGAAAACAUGUCAGAGGAUGCUGCCCGAAAUCGAUUUGGAGAAUUCGUUGCGCGGUAGUUUGCAAUCCGAUCUUCAAAACCGAAGUCCUAGAUGUUCCCUGGUACCGGAUCAGGAAUAUUGCAGAAGUCCCCGGGGGUCUUUGGUUCCUGAAACCAAUCGCAGUCCCAGAAAUAGUCUGACGCCGGAAAUUAACAGAUCCCCGAGGAACAGUCUGGUCCCGGAUGCGGCGAUAAUCAGAAGUCCGAGACAUUCGCUCGUACCGGACGCCGCGUUGAGUCCGAGAAAUUCUCUGGUACCAGCGGACGCUGCACCCGGAUACGGCAGCAGGAGCCAGAGGAACAGUCUCGUCAGAAAUACCUUGCAGGCCACCCACGGCGAGGGUUCGGGAGUGACGAGGAAUUCGUUGAUGCCCGAAGAUUGCAGUCCCGUCACCCGCGGGAUCAGGCAUAAUUCGAUCGCGUGCGACGGAAAUGGAACUUUGAGUCCCAGAGGAAGUUGUGCGAAUAUAUCAAAUGUUACGGAAUUGUACCUGGAUAGAGGUCAACGAGGUUCGGAGAUUUCGAAAACUCCGAGGGGAAGCAUCGCUCCGACACCUACCGAGGUAAACCACAGUCCUAGAGGAUCCAUCGUUGCAGAAUCGAUCAACAGAAGUCCUCGCGGUUCCAUAGCUCCGGAUCCGAGUCGUUCGCCGCGCGGGUCCAUUUCACAAGAUUUACAACUCUCCAAUCGGAGUCCGAGAGGAUCCAUAAAUAUCGCCGGCGCACAUGAAAUCAACAGAUCACCGAGGGGCAGCACCACCGCGGUUGGGGAGGUCGAUAGGAAUCAUAAAAGUGUAUCCGCGGGAUCGGGGGAAGGCGAUAAUCGAAGCCCCAGAGGCAGCGUCGGUGCUCAAGAUGUCGACAGAAGUCCGAGAGGAAGUUUGGGGGGCGCACAGGAUCGCAGAAGUCCCCGAGGAAGUUUCGCUUUUCAGGAACCACGAAGAGCGUCCGCCGAUCAGGGAACUUGGCGAAACAGGAGCACAUCUCCGUACAGACAGCGGGAACGGGAACGAGAUCGCGCUCCCGAUCUCGUUCGCGACAGAGAUCCCAACGCUCCGAACACCGGGACAAGGUACACCGGGAAUUACGGGGCUCAAGUUAAUCUCGGUUACGGUACGAAUGCCUGGGCGGACUCGAGAAGAGCGAGUAGUUCCGUGUCUCAGUUCUCCGGUGACGAAUCCCGACGACUUUGCGGGGGUGUUCCAAGUUUGAUAGAAAAAGGUGGUACCGGUGGCGGAACAUUGGCGGUUGCGACUUACGGUUCACUCGCGUUCCAGUUAAAAGAUGCCCAUCUAGAAGCGAGCGGAACUUGCGAUUUUGUCUCCAGGGCUCUGAGCGUCGUAGGUAAAACAUUGGUGGUCACGGUAUGUCUCGGUUGUCUGACGGCCAUGCCGCUGCUGAUGCUGAUCAUGGGUCUCCAAUUCAUCCGGGAUUGCCCCAGGGAGCCGUAUAUCCCGGUUUAUAUGGUUGUCGGCGGCACACUCGGAGGCGUGCGAAUGUCUUGGGCUCUUUACGCCCAAAUACGUUCGAGGAGACCGGAAGUGUUGAGCGUUCCAGGAACAAGAUCCCACAUGUCACCAACGCGGUUGGCCUCUUUGGCUUUGUCAAUUUUUCUAACCGGAUGGUUCGUUCUUGGAAACAUUUGGAUUCUGAAUAUCAGGUGGCCGGAUUACGCUCCGACAUUGUUCGAGCCGAAUCGUUGGUGCCACAAAACACUUUACAUUUUUUCUUUGGUCCAUCUUUGCAUCGUUUACGCUACCGUCGGUGCAAGUUUGAUCACAGCGGUAGCUUUAGCCAUUUGUCGGAUCUUUGCUUGUCCUUGGCCGGAUGGGUAUAAAUAACCUAGGCGAUCUUUGCGCUUGAAUGAAUUUCGAGAAACAGUUGCUGCGCACAAUGCAGACGGCUACAGUAGAAAACAGGCAGAAAACUUUCUUAAAGGAGAAGCUUUGGCGGAGCUUGAAGAAGAGGAAGAGGAAUUAGAAAUGGCUCGGGACGUACGAGAGGAUCAUCAGGAAUCAAAAACUGUGGAAGUUUCCGCCGAAUUAUUUGGGGAGGUAAAAGUAUCUGGUCGGGUACAAUUUCGUGAACCUGAGGUAAUUGAGCUUUGAGAAAAUAUUGCAUGGUAGAGUUAGAAGACAAUUUUACACGGUGAAGCGAAGAUUUGAGACACAUAAUACGGGGUGAUUUUGUUAUCCGUAACUUAACAACCGAAAAUCAGGGGGAAGAAAAAGGAGAAAGACACUUUUACAUCGAAAAUAAUUUGCAAAAAAAACGAAAUCCACUUUUGAUACACAGGGAUUAUGAUUCCUUUCGCGAUGAUUUAUUGACAAUACAAGUGCCGACCAAUCGAAGAGGGAUCGCAACAAUUUCCCUAACAAAUCGCACUAUCGACGUACUAUACGUUUACGUACCCAUGAUUUUUUUUACUCCUCACUGCGAGACCAAUUUUGUUUCGUCACAAUUAGUGAAAAAAAUAAAAAAUAAGUGCAUGCCAGUUCACAAUUUACAACGCAUGUGCAUAUGAAUGAUUGUACUUCUAAUUACAUGUAUCUAGCGUAGCGGAUAUGAUUGUGUAAUAGUUAGUACGCGAAUAGUUUAAUUAAUUGAUUAGUUUGGUUGAUUAUUCAUUAAUUUGGAACAAGCCGAUUCCCGGAUCAGUCCAUGAGUAAAACACGUAACAAGAAAAUAGCCGUGCAAAAUAUCAAAAUACCAGAUAAUUGACCGGUAAUUAUCAUGUCGCAUCGUUAUACGUGUAGUGUGUAUACACAUGGAUAGAAAUUGGAAACCUUAAAAGUAAUGCUGUUCAAGUAUCAGAGAUAAGGUAUUUCGUUUAUUUCUAAUCAAUCGAUGAUACGACUGGGAUAAUUCUCCCGCAGAAGAAUUAUGUGUACAGGUGCUUCGGCUGGUAUUUUCGUGGCUGCCGGUGGUUUUUUCUAAAUUUUUUCAUAUUCCUCAAUUCAUACAUACUAAAACUAAACUAUCAAAUAUAUCGCAAAAAUCAAAUCUGGACAUGUGGAAUCAUACGUAUAAUACGUAUGAUUCAUAAUGUAUGUUGAAUACUAGAUAGAACAUCAAUUUCACAUCGAUAUUGCAUUCAUUGUGAAGAGAAAUAAAAGAAAAUAUUACUAGGUUAAAAAAUUAGAAAUUAUAAUUUAUUUUUACAUAGCGCAUAAUGUUACACUGCAUGUAUAUUAGGAAUUAGUAUAGUGUCAGCCUGAAAAACGUAUAGAAUUAAAAAAGAUUAAAGACAGUCAAUUAAAUUAUUAAUCGGUAUGAAUUAACGAACAUAAUUAAUCUACAGGCAAAACUGUAUACAUAUAUCAAAGCAAAAAUUCAUAUAAUCGAAACCCUGAUAAUUACGUCGAAGUUAGUUCGACAAAACUCGCCUAACUAUAAAAUAACUAAGUAGGUAAAAUUCCAGUAGGGACCUGACCAAACCGUCUAUACAAAUAUGUAAUAGUAAUAUGUAUUAAUAAUAAUAAUAAUAAUAACAAUAAUAGUAAUAAUAGUGAUAACAAUAUUAUUAAUAAUAAUAUACACCUGCUAUAAAUUAUAUACACAUUAUGUGAAUAUACAAUUAUUAUUUAUAAAAUAAAUGUGUGCAAGUAAAUGCGGACGAAUUAGAUCUGGUGUAUUUGAAUAGGUUGGUUGGUUGGCACGUUAUCCAUGCCGGAUGGAUAAUAAUCAUCGAAAUUUUCUUUUCUAUUUCACGUUGCAAUCUAGAUACGAGAAGACCAGGGAACCAUUCAUUGCGCGAUGAAAUCUCCGUCGACGUGUCAAUCUUGACUAGUUCUUUUUUUUUCCAAUCAUUAUUGCAACUAUUACAUUACGUCCAUCCAUAAAUUGAUUAUACAUGUAUAUUAUAUACUAUAAUUGCACAUUCGCGCCAGCGCAGUGGUUCGAAAACGGGUCCACAUAAUGUACCUAUACAUACAUAUGGGUAUAUACAUAUGAUAUACAUAAUUACAUAAUAUUUACAUUUACUGUCCACACGAUAUAGAUGAUAUUUAGCGUACAAUAUGAUGACCUGAUGUAAACUUUAAGUCCAAAAAGCUUACGUAGCCUAACAUUCCCACUGUACAAUAUACUUAUACCUAUACAUGUACCGAUCUCACGCUUGAAUAGCACAAAUCAUUUGUAUGGGGUAAUUCUUCAUAGUUAAACAUAAGAUCGAUAAAUUACUGUACGGGACAUCGGGUUCUGGGAACAACAACUCUACUGGUAUAUUUUUGUUAUACCAAAAGAAAAGAGCGAUAUCAGUUGCAUGACAGCUUAUACGUAUUUUAUACAAUUUCAAAAUUUCCCUUCGAUUCGAGGGAGAGAGUUUCAUCUAAGAAGAAGUAGGAAAAAAGAUAAUAAAACAGCAAAGGCGAGAAGAUCAGUAAUUGACGCAUAUUACCUUUACAAAUUUUUGCAAUUUUACCUCGGCUUGUCAUUACAUCUAACUAUAACUGUACCGACGUAUCAUUAUUAUUUUUUGCACGCAUUGCUUCUGAGAUCCUAUAAACGAUAUUUCUUUAGGGACCAUGAUGUUCAUUGAAAAGGCACAACGAAAAUUUAGGUAAAAAACUAAAAACUGAAAGAAAAAUUAUUUAAACAGAAAUAGAAAUCUAUGUACGUUCAAUUUCAAAUAGUUUUAGAUGUUCAUAAUUAUUAACAACGUAAUAGCUAAUCGUUUAGUUCGGUGGUCGUGGUCAGUAAUUAAUCAAGUAUGUGUAACAUGACGUGUCGUUGUUAUUAAAUUGACGAUAUGGCUUAUUGGAAUAGGUGCUAAUGUCUGUAGAUGAUUAAUAUUAUUAUCAUGUUGUUGUUAUUAAUUUUCGUCAUUAUGAUUAUACAUUCACAGAUAAUAUAUAUAUAUGUAUAUAUGUAUAUAUAUAUAUAUACCAUGUAUAUGUAUAUAUAUAUUAUAUUAUAUAGUGGUAAUAUGUAUCAGAUUAUUAUACAUACGAUCGAGCAGUCGGUAGAGCAUUUAUUUAUUUUUAUACGAAUCGUACGGUUGUUUCUCGCGUUGUACGCACCUUCGUAGAAAACGAUCCCGAUAUAAUUAAUUUUGGGAAGAUUUUUAUCCAAUCUUUAUGAUUAUCGAUAGGUAUGUACGUUGAAUAUCAACGAUAGAUAUCCUCCGCUAGAUUUCGAUCGGUUCGGAAAAAAUGAAUAUACAUGUACAUAAAAAUCUUGUCGCUGAUAACUGAACUUCUACAUGAUUCUAUUCCUAUAAAAUGGAUCGACGAUACAAUAGAUAGAAAAUAGACAUAAUAGUACGAUAUGAAUUAGUUACGUUCUCUUUAUACCUGCCCAUUUGAAUUGUAAUACCUCUUGAAUACAUACGACAAUUAGUUAUUUUUCGGAACGAACACCAAAUAUACAAUCUCGAAUAUACAUGUAAAACAUCUAAUGAUAUCGUUCUUACAAGAUUUUUGCCCGACGUUUAUUGUAUUACAUAUAUUAUAAUAGAAAUACCAGAUAUAUCGAUAGCAUAGAUCAUACGAUAAUUAAUAUAACAAGCUAUCCGGAGUUGGCUCAUGCUGGUUAUCAUAAAUAAUAGAUGCGUACGUGUGUAUUGUUUAUAAAUAUCAAUAAACCAAUGUAUUGUCGUA
This is a messenger RNA of Athalia rosae (coleseed sawfly), 6387 nucleotides long. RefSeq lists its product as uncharacterized. The transcript has 8 exons. The record is from RefSeq and is a predicted model, not a curated record. The coding region runs from base 502 to 2628 and encodes 708 amino acids. NCBI's taxonomy places the organism in Eukaryota, Metazoa, Arthropoda, Insecta, Hymenoptera, Athaliidae.